AUGGAUCUUGAACCUGGAAAGUGUUGGGACAGCUCAAAGAAGGGUUCUUGGAAGGCUAUUAUGGUAUUGGCUUACCAAAGUCUUGGUGUUGUUUAUGGAGACUUGAGUAUUUCUCCAUUGUAUGUUUUUACAAGCACUUUUGCUGAGGAUAUUGAACAUUCAGAGACUAAUGAAGAGAUUUAUGGCACUCUUUCUUUUGUUUUCUGGACUCUUACAUUGAUUCCACUCUUCAAAUAUGUGUUUGUUGUUCUUAGAGCUGAUGAUAAUGGAGAGGGUGGUACUUUUGCUCUCUAUUCAUUGAUUUGUAGGCAUGCUAAAGUGAGUCUUAUACCAAAUAGACAGCAUGCUGAUGAAGCACUUUCUUCAUAUAAGAUGGAGGAGCCUCCAGAGAAAGAUAAUUCUAAAGUGAAGAUUUUACUUGAGAAGUAUAAGACUCUGCAUACGGCUUUGCUGAUUGUGGUUCUUCUUGGCACUUGUAUGGUAAUUGGGGAUGGAGUGCUUACACCUGCCAUUUCUGUUUUCUCAGCGGUAUCCGGUCUUGAGGUAUCCAUCAUGUCCAAGAAACACCAUCAGUAUGCUGUGAUUCCGAUCACUUGCUUCAUACUGGUGUGUUUGUUUGCACUUCAACACUAUGGUACACAUAAGGUGGGGUUCUUUUUUGCACCAAUUGUGCUGACAUGGUUACUGUGCAUUAGCACACUUGGCUUCUAUAAUAUAUUCAAAUGGAAUCCUCAUGUAUAUAAAGCUCUUUCGCCGUAUUAUAUGUUCAAGUUCUUGAAAAAGACAAAGAUAAGUGGAUGGCUGUCUUUGGGUGGAAUAUUACUUUGCAUAACAGGCUCAGAAGCUAUGUUUGCUGAUCUUGGUCAUUUCAAUUAUAUGGCCAUUCAGAUUGCAUUCACUUUUCUGGUAUAUCCUGCACUUAUAUUGGCAUAUAUGGGUCAAGCUGCUUACUUGUCACAACAUCAUAAUUCUGAUCUCCAAAUCAGCUACUACGUCUCGGUACCAGAAAAUGUGAGGUGGCCUGUGCUUAUAUUAGCUAUUCUAGCUUCUGUUGUGGGGAGCCAGGCAAUCAUCAGCGGAACAUUUUCAAUCAUAAACCAGAGUCAAUCUCUCGGCUGCUUCCCACGAGUUAAGGUUGUUCAUACAUCCGACAAGAUACAUGGUCAGGUCUACAUCCCAGAAAUCAAUUGGAUGCUCAUGAUCCUCUGCAUUGCUGUUACCAUUGGGUUUAGAGACACAAAACACAUGGGAAAUGCGUCAGGGUUAGCAGUGAUGACCGUGAUGUUGGUAACAACGUGCCUAACUUCAUUAGUUAUUGUAGUUUGCUGGAAUAAACCGCCGAUUUUAGCCUUUUGUUUCCUAUUGUUUUUUGGCUCCAUUGAACUGCUAUAUUUCUCGGCUUCACUGACAAAGUUUCGCGAGGGUGCCUGGCUCCCAAUCCUCCUCGCCCUCUUCCUAAUGAUUAUAAUGUUCCUUUGGCACUACGCAACGAUCAAGAAAUACGAAUACGACCUUCACAACAAGGUCUCACUGGAUUGGCUUCUAGCUUUAGGUCCAAGCUUAGGAAUUGCUAGAGUCCCUGGAAUAGGCCUUGUGUUCACUGAUCUCACCACUGGCAUUCCGGCUAACUUCUCCCGCUUUGUCACAAACCUCCCUGCAUAUCACCGCGUCCUUGUUUUCGUAUGUGUAAAAUCAGUACCAGUACCUCAUGUCACCCCUGCAGAGAGAUACCUUGUCGGCCGCGUAGGACCCGCUGCUCAUCGAUCAUAUAGAUGUAUAGUCAGAUACGGAUAUCGCGAUGUUCAUCAGGACGUUGAUUCAUUCGAAUCCGAACUAGUACAAAAGCUCUCUGAUUUCAUCCAAUACGAUUGGUAUCGAACUCGUGCGAACAGCAUGAGCAUUGAAGACGACGGUUCACACUCAAACGAAUCAUCAAGUUACAGACUAACCGUAAUCGGAACAACUAGUUUCUGCAGCCAACAAGGAUACGAGAGUCAGCAGAGUGUCCAACCCGGGAGCGCGUCUGGAUUCCCAUCUGUACAAAGCGUGACAGACGUAAUCGAGAUGGAACCGAUGGACGCAAACGAAAGACGAGUGAGGUUUGCUGUUGACAAUGAUCAUGAAAGUGAGACAAGGUCUGAGGCUGGUGUGCAAAUGCAGGAAGAGCUUGAAGAUCUUUAUGCUGCACAAGAAGCUGGUAUUGCUUUCAUUCUUGGACAUUCUUAUGUGAAAACAAAGCAAGGUUCAUCACUGUUGAAGAAGUUGGCACUUAACUAUGGAUACAAUUUCUUGAGAAGGAAUUGUAGAGGACCUGAUGUGGCACUUAAGGUUCCACCAGUUUCUUUGUUGGAAGUUGGGAUGGUUUAUAUUGUGUAG
Molecule: messenger RNA, 2376 nt
Organism: Lathyrus sativus (Indian pea)
Lineage: Eukaryota; Viridiplantae; Streptophyta; Magnoliopsida; Fabales; Fabaceae
Source: the annotation of a GenBank genome assembly